Messenger RNA from Siniperca chuatsi (mandarin fish), 5029 nucleotides. Its product is annotated as CMRF35-like molecule 1. The record is from RefSeq and is a predicted model, not a curated record. The transcript is spliced from 6 exons. The coding region runs from base 1820 to 2845 and encodes 341 amino acids. NCBI's taxonomy places the organism in Eukaryota, Metazoa, Chordata, Actinopteri, Centrarchiformes, Sinipercidae.
ACUAUAAUAACAAAUAUGCUCAUGUGGAUAAGAUAAUUGUACGUUUCAGGGACAGAAACACAAGAAAAUAAAGGACACUGCACAGAAAGCUGUGGACUUGCUACAUCCUCAUCAGAGAGUACAUUUCUGCUGUUGUCAGAGUUUCGGCUGCUGAGUUUCUCGUCAUAAAAUGUCUGCUCUUCCCUCUCACAACUACCUCCUGACAGCUCCAUGACCAUGAUUCCUUUAGAAACCUUGCAAUAUAUGGUUUUAAAUAUGACAUUUAAAACACUUACAAGACUUGAUGUGACCCGUUUAGUUUUCUCAUGUCUCUCUCUCGUUGCCAUAUUGCCGAGUAAAGCAAAUGCAACAGAGGGCAGAGUGACAUUUAUAUAGUUGCCCACAGACAUCUGCAUGCACACGCAUAAGAAGCAAAAAGCAACACCAAUACCAUAUACCAUACAUAGCAUAAGAUGGUGCUGUAAUUGUUUUUGUUGCUGCUUGUGUGCAAUUAAGAUUAUUAAUUCUUUUCAAAAACUACAUGUAGCUCAUUAUGAAGCAGUUAAAAGCAAACUUUAAAAUAUAAGAAUUCAUUGGUGAUUUGAGAAUAUCUAGCUUUCAUCAGAUCCACCAAUUUCUGAUUAUAAGAUCUGUUUUCAUGUUAAAUGAAGGCAGUAAGUUUGAUAUAAUGAUCACGUAAUUAAUCACACCUCUAUUUUCAUGUGCAAGUCUGCUGAAUUGUAUUGAUCCCUUAGCCUCACUCACAGAAGUAAGAGAAAUACACAGGAAAUCUCACUUUUACAACCUAUUUUUAACUCCUCUGCCCACCAAUGGAGAACACAUUCACAGACAUUUUCACUCAAGUAACUACAAACUUUGUGAAAGGUGACUCAACCAAAAUGACUCACAUCUGUGAGGUUGCUUUCCUCAAAGAUGCCUCCAUAUCUGUCACCUGUUCUUUAAAUGACAAUAGACUAAUUUUCUGCAUUUCAUACCUACAUAAAGUGCAACAUAAGGCCCAAUCUGUAAGUGUUUUGGCUAUAUACAAUUUUAGACAGCAUCAGAAAACAUUAAUGACUAAAUCCCAAUUAGAUGUCCUCUAAUGUUAGCACUAAAGACUUGUGCUCAUAAUUGCUUGUAGAUGUUUGUAAAUAAACAAUAGCAAUGGUUCAACAUUUUUGGAAAUACAUUUUCUGGCAGAGAGUUAAUAUGAGCCUAAAGUCAGCAGCCUGUUAGCGUAGCAUAAAGACUGAAAGCAGGGAGCAGCUACCUGCAGAUUCAGGUAGGUUCAUUUCAACAAGCAAUCCCUUUCACACUGUCACAUUGUUUCACAUUGUCAUUUGAUACAUUAUUAUUACAACAUCAAUUCUAGCCCCUUUAAAACAGGUGUGCCAGCUUCGCAGUAUUAGUACCAAAGUGUAUGUAUUUUUAUUUUCAUAUGCUAAAGUUGAAUUGUUCAUCAACAUGUCAGUAGUAGAUGUGAAGAAAAGCAGUAGUAGUAAAGUGUAAUUUCGAACGUUACUGUAGGUCAGAGACAUUUCAAUUCCUGCUUUGCUUGACAUUCACAUGUACUGCAAAAUACACACCAUCAUAUAGGAAUUUAACGCCACUGAAACUAAGUGUGAGAAUACAUCAGAAACGGGUCCUCUCACUUCUCCUAUGUCCACGCAUGUUUCUCUUCUCGUGGGUUAAUGUCUGCCACCUACAGCCCUCGUCCCCCGCCCCCUAACAGUCAAUACCACAGGAUGAUCUAUAUCUAGAAGUUAUUUCAUUUGCACAAGGUUGUGCAGUGGUAGAGCAUUAUGAAACAUAACCACUGUUCAGGUUUUUAAACAGGCAGAUGUUAAAUCAAUGUACAGAGCCUGGAGGUACUACCCAGAAUAAGAAACAACUACAGAGCUGGCACUUCAUCAGAAUCAGAAUGAAGAUCAUUUCUGUCUUCUACUGUCUUCUCUAUGCUACGUGGACAGAGGGAGCAGACAUCAAUGUAGAGGGUUUCGAGGGUGGAGAAGUCUCCUUCCUGUGUUCACACAGACUUGCGUGGAAAAACCAUAAAUACCUCUGCAAGGAUCCAUGUACAGACAAUGAAAAUACACUGGUCUCUGUAGAAUCUGGUACAAGAUCAGGGUCAGGGAGGAUAGCUCUGGUGGACAGGGGGGACGGAGUCUUCACUGUGACCUUCAGUCAACUCCAGCUGUCUGACUCGGGGAGAUACUGGUGUGCAGUGGACAGGCCUGGUUUUGAUACAUACACUGCAGUAUAUCUUACUGUAAAGGAAGCUGCUGCAAAUGAGACAACAACUGUCAUACCUGAACUUUCUCCCACAUGGACACAUCAGGAGAUUUCCAACUCAACACAAUCAACAUCUGGAAUGGACACCAGUAGGCCUAUAAACCUUUCAUCAGGAGAACAGGACAUCAGCACAAGGACUGUGUUGUACACCGCUGUCGGGGCUGUUGCCAUGAUCACUAUCUUGGUGCUAGCAACGUGCUUCAGGAAACACAGAGAAAACGCAAAACCUGAACCACAAGUUUGCUUAAACAGCACUGACCUUGUCGAUCCAGACGAAAGAGAGGUUGACUGCGAGUACGAUGAGAUUGGCGAGGAAGUGCAGUCAAAAAAAAACUUAUCUGAAAGGUUCUCUUCCACUCACCACCCAAAACAGGACCCACCAACAUCUGCAUCCACAGCAGCCCAAUGUAGCGAACCCCUUCACAUCUAUGAAAACAUCUGCUACUCCAAAGGUACUGCACAUUCAAGAUAUUCAGCUGCAAACGUCCAAGACAAGGAUGGCAUCAGCUCUGGGAUCUACAUUACACCUUUGCUGCCUACAAUAUCUGAAAGAACUGGUGAUGACUCUCCUUAAUAAACCUACAGCAACUAGAAAUGCGCCCUGUGUUAAAAUUUAGCUUUGUGAAGCUUAAAAUGUAGCUUUUUUUUUUUUUUUGCUGAAACUGCUGUUGCUGAGAGAGUCAAGGGAGUCUUUUAAGACUUUAACUGUAACAACACAGUGUUCUUGCAUUUGAUUGCAUUCUAUGGUAAGGUAUGGUUGGGCACGUUGAGCUGCAUUUCAUGUAUGAAAGGUGCUAUGUAAAUGUGCCUGUAUUCACAAAAGAAAGAAAGAAACCUCUUUGACACAGUCUCAGCAAUAAUUUAUCAUUAUAAGCUUCACAGGAGUGGUACUUGUUGCUGCUGUUGCUUAUUAUACUGCCUUACAAAGGCAGAGAACUUUAACUACAGGAACAGUGACGUUGAAAAAAAGUGUUUGAAGUUUGAAGGCUCUUAGCCAACUGUGUAACAUAUAUAAAUUGUAAAACUUUCAUUUAUUAAUCAUUGUCAUAGACAUAACAUAAAAAAAGACACUGAACAAUCUAAAGGGAGCAGGGAAACACAGUAUCUACAAACAUUUUUUUUUCUAAUUUCUUCAGCUUUCUUGUCCAUUUGAACUAACAAGCUACUUUAAAAGAUUAAUAAAAUACAUUUAAAUAUGUGAUUUAAAGGUAGUUUAACCAUGUGAAUUCCACAAGAGUCAGAGGCUGCAAAGACGGCAGUUACUGCUACACUGCUAAGCAAGGCUAGUUACCUUUUGGCAGGAUGACUUUAUCUGUUGUUUUCUUCGUUAUGAUUAGAUUUAGCUUCUGCCUUACUUAUUAAGUAUCACAAACAUUUGCAAUUUCAGGGAACUGGGUAAAUUAGCUUUAGGUAGCCGGAGUGCAGUCACUGUAGUUUGCAGUUUCGUCCCAGAAGCUGAGAAGAGCAAAGACUUCUUCUCCCAGCAGUAAAGUGAAGAUCUUCUAGCUGAAUUCCUAACUGUAGCGCUUGCCUUCAGAUAAGAGGUGUCCUUGUGAAGAAGUAUCUCAUGGCGUCCAUUGUAUUAAACCCAACAAAAUUUCAGAACUUGUUAAGAUAAAUCCUUUGUUCGUAGAUCCAGUGUACAGUUGGUGGGGUGACCUCAUACUCUCAAGCACUGAAAAGUAUAGUUUUAUUUCUUUUUCAGAAGUAUUGAAAAGUCAGAAAGUCAGAUUCUGGUCCCAAUAUUUACAAUAUAAAUAUAUAGCAUUUUGGCAUCACAGGGCAGUAUAGUGUACAAGUGUUCCUUUUGUCAUGUCCACCCCAUGUACCUAGGACACUGUGUGUGUGUGUGUGUGUGUGUGUGUGUGUGUGUGUGUGUGUGUGUGUGUGUGUGUGUGUGUGUGUGUGUGUGUGUGUGUGUGUGUGUGUGUGUGUGUGUGUGUGAGCAAAUGUCACUCACGUCAAAUGAGGAUAAAAAAAGCUGGUUCACACUAGCUGGUCAACCAAGUGUGAACCACCAUUUUUAGGUUUUUGGUUAAGCUAAGCGUUGCUGUAACAUUAGGAUUAGGGUACAGGAUGAAUGUUACUCAAUGUAGUGUCCUCCAGUGACAAACACAAGUGUGUCUGUGUGUGUGUGUGUGUUCAUAUGACUUUUCGUGGCUGAUUAUGUCAGGAUGCAUAUACCUAUUUGAAUGUGUGUUUGCAGUUAGUGAGAGCAUGUGAAUAUGGAGAGGGAACUUUAACCUUAAAAUACACACAUCCACACGUUUGUGCUGAUGCCUGUAUGUGUGGUAUGUUAAAGGUUGUGAAUUAUAAUUUCCUGUAUAUUACUGUAAAACUGUAAAACAUAUUAUCUUGUGUGUACUAUGGGACAACAUCACAUUGAUGAAUAAUGCAUAAUGAAGUGGAAAGAAAGGAUGUUUAAGGCUUACUUGCUUGGAUAAUGUAACACAAGACAAACUUGCUUCUUGAGUUUUCAUCUGAUCUGAAUAGUAGAGAGAAUAAAAUAAGGGGCAGAGUGAAGACUAAACAAAGAAGUUGGCGUCCUGAUUCAACUUUUGCUAAGCUUAAUAUUUUAUUGCUUGUGAUCUUUCACAUCAAAUUUGAUCCUAAUAUGUUUUAUGUGACGCUUCAUGAUCUUGUCAGUGGGAUGUUAAAUGCAAGUAUCGCAUGUUAUUAAUAAUGCUUGUUAAAAUAUAGAUGAGGCAAAGGAUAACAGAUGCCACGUUUUAAUAAAGCAUACUUUAUAAAGGCUUUA